This is a messenger RNA of Plasmodium malariae, 2694 nucleotides long. RefSeq names its product peptidase, putative. The record is from RefSeq and is a predicted model, not a curated record. Gene Ontology annotation, molecular function: serine-type endopeptidase activity. Gene Ontology annotation, biological process: proteolysis. The transcript has a single exon. The coding region runs from base 1 to 2694 and encodes 897 amino acids. NCBI's taxonomy places the organism in Eukaryota, Apicomplexa, Aconoidasida, Haemosporida, Plasmodiidae.
AUGAUGAACAACGCAUGUAUGGUAAGGAAAAUUCCGCCCUUUAUGAAAGAACUGGAAGAGACAUACAAUAUAUGCUUCAGCGGAAUGAACAAAAUUGAAAGGUGCAUAUUUGGAAAGAAGGUAGUAAGGCAAAUAAAUAGCAAAUAUAUAGAAACGUAUCAACUAUGUAUUGUACACUACCAACUAUGUAACAAAGAGAAAAUAUAUAAAAUAUCAUACAUUCAAGAUGACUUAGAGUUAUGUAAUAGUUUCUUUGAUAGAGAAUCAAAAAUGUAUAUAUCUAAUGAUGGGGAAAUUGGAUGUUUAUUUUGUAAUAAUGAAAAUAAAUUAAGAAUAGACUUAUUUAAAAAUGAAACAAAUAGUGGACAAUUUUUUUUAACAUGUAUGAACAGUGUUCUUAUAAAUGAUAUACAUAAAACAUUUUUUAUAUAUGAAUCGUUUUGCUCUUUUAAUUCAAAUAAUAAUUUAUUAAUAUAUAGUGCGGAAAGUGAUGACAUAAAAUUAAAAAAAGAAAAUAAUUUACUUCCAAAAAAAGAUAUAGACAUGUUAAAAAAGAUAAAUAAUGGAUUUUAUACUGAAAAUUUUGGUGAGCAAUAUAAUUAUUCCUUUUUUUAUUUAUAUGUAUAUAACUUAGUUGAUAACAGUAUUAAGUAUAUAACAGUAAAGGAUGUUUCCGCUUGUUAUUAUAGCCCUCAUUUUAUCGACGAUACUUCCUUCGUUUGUUUGGCGUAUAAGACAGUGCCCUAUCGACUUGGUAUUUACGCUUUCAACACACGGCCAAACGACCUGUACUUGUGCACUCUCAACGAUGUGGACCUGGAACCCCUUAAGGUUAGUAGUAACUGUAGCAGUAAUAACGUUACCAAUGUUAGAAAUAGAACCAACAGAAAGAGCCAUAUCCGGUGUGCUUAUCUGAAGCUGUCUGGCAAAAAUUUCAAGCAUACAUGCUCCCCCAUGGUAAUCAAGUCCGAUGAUAACUCAAUAGUUUAUAUAGCUUGCCUAGUUGUCUUUACAAAAAAUGAGGAAUGCCUACAACAUAUCACGCAAUAUAACCUAGUGCUAAUUAAACUAAUAAAAGAAGAUAUAAAACAGAAAUAUGUCAAGAGUAAUAACAAUUUUACUAAAGACAUAUACGAGGAUUUUUAUGAAAACGAGUCUUGUAGAAGCGGUGAACAUAGCAGCAAAGAGAACAACAAUGGAUGCGGGGCGGAGCCGAGUGCUGGUGGAAGUUAUCACAGUAACGUGGUCAUGUCAAACGUAGAUAUGUUGAAUAUCAUUGUACCGAACGCAGCUGAGCCUUGCGCUGUGUCUACCGCUGGUCCGAACGACAGUAACAACUGUGGAAGCAGUAGAGACGACUUGUGCAACUACAAGAAGGUAGAAACGGAUGUACUAAUAAAAGAAGGGCAGCACACGCCGUUCUUUAGGGGCUUAUAUACGAACGAGAUUAAGGGGUACUGUUACCCGUACAUAUUUCUGAACAGCAUUUUUUACAGUAACAGAAUUGUUAUUGCUGUACAUAUGUUUACAAAAAAAUUAUUUCGAAUAUAUAUAGAUAAAAUAUAUAAUGAGUAUGACAUAAAUACUAGUGUCGAAAUAUUAACUAUGAAAAAUGAUAAUUUGUUUUUAAGUAUAAAGAAUAUGCUAUUAAAUGAUGUGUUAGUGUACUGUAUAUUUGAUGAGUCGAACAUUAAAGAUGAUUUUAUAUAUUUGACAUAUUUAAAAAGCUAUAAUAUUGAUUUCUCAACAUAUGAUACUAUAAAAAAAGAGAAAAGCAUUAUCUAUUCAUGUAUAAAUGAUAAUUCGAAAAAACUAUUUAUGAUGCUAAGUGAGAUGGAAACGAGUUUAUUUAAAGGAAAACAUCCAUAUAUAAGAAGAAAAAAUGCUAGUUUUAAUUUAUUAUAUGAAGAGGAAAAAGACUAUAUACAUGAUAUAGAACAAAAAGGAUUAAAUUUACCAAAUUUUAAUUUAUUUAAUUCGAAAAAAUUAAGAAAUUUAAUUUUAUAUAUACAUGGAGGACCUUAUAGCACAACCAUAAAUGAAUACAAAAAUGUGUUCAUAUUUUUUGCUGCAUGUGGAUUUGAUAUACUAUGUAUUAACUAUAUUGGAUCAUUAACCAUAUCGGAUAAAGACAAUAUACUGAAUGGUUGUGUAAACUCUAUCGAGAUUGAUGAUAUAAUAGAAAAUUUUAAAGAUUUUUAUAACUGCUUCAGUGAUUAUGAAAAUGUCUACUUAUAUGGAGGAUCAUAUGGAGGCUUUGCUGCCUGUUCUAUUUUAACAAAAUAUAAUAUAUUUAAAAGUUGUUGUGUAAUAAAUGGAGUAUACGAAUGGAUUUUGUCCGCCUACUCAAGUGAUGUUACGCAUUAUUUUCUUAACAUGUCUGUUAAUAAAUAUUGUGAAUACGAUUGCUAUUUUAAUAAAAAUGAAUAUGCACAAACAUAUGAAUUAUCUCCUUUAAAUUUUGUACAUAAUAUAUCUACACCUAUUCUAAUUAUUUGUUCAAAAAACGAUAUGAGAGUGUCCUAUCAUAACAGUUUAUCUUUAUAUAACAGACUCAGAGCACUUAAAAAGAAGUCGAAGUUAUUUCUAUUUGACGACUGUAAUCAUUCCAUUGACAAUUAUACCUGUGAGGAAACCAUGCUUAUCAACGUAAUUUUGUGGUUUUACGACUACGAGGAUAAAAAGAGGAAGUGA